UAUAGAUAGACUAACUGGUCAAAAUCUUUAGUAACUUUCGAGCUAAAGUUUGCCUUGACGAAUAGUAUCUCUUUCUAGACGCUGGAGGACCCAGCUGUUUCUAGUAUGCUAGUAUUGUGGUCACAGUGUUGAUGGAUCCGGAAGAAUAGUGUACCCAGCAAUUGGGUUCAAUUAUAGUGGGUUUCUUUAAGUAUUUGGAAGCUAGGAUUAACAUCAACCACCACAAUAAAUUGGCCUAGCGUUCAAGUUCGUCGAAAGGAAGCCGUGGCCGAUUUACGGCCCGGCAACCUUUGGUCCUUGCAAUUGAGAAAGUCAGCACUUAUCACCUCUCACUCAGGAAGCCAAUGAUUGUUUAGAAGGAAAACAACAUCAAUCUUUUGCUGUGACAGCAACUAAAGUGUGCAAAGAAACCAAAGCUUGAUGCCGGUGUGCAACUCUUUUCUCCUUUGGAGCCUUAAUACUUGGAAUGAAGAAAAGAUUCAUAUUAUUGGAGGACGUGUCUACUUCGUCCCUAGUUAAUUGUCACUCGUCUCGAUCCAGCAUGAUUGACUACUCCGGUUCAGCUCCCGGCGGCCUUCUUUUUGCGGUAUACUUCAGCCCAGGUGGAAGUGGUGGACUUUUUUCAUCAUGUUCUAGCCAGGGUUUGGUGGCCACACCAGGCGCCAUCGCCUUAGAGAGCGGCGUCUGUUCCUUUUCCGGAAAUGUCGGCAUAGAAAUUUGUUGGCUCGAACAAGCAUGGGCUGUUGCCAAACAUUCAGCUAAGGCGGCAGGAUUCGUAGUACUUCUUGGAGUAGGCGGUGUUCUUUGUUACCACUGGCUCUACUCCAUGCACAUGAAACGAAACCUGAGUGGAAGACGAACUUCUUUAUACCCGUUCACUAUUGAAAUGGAACAAGACGACGAUUGUGAAGAAAUGGAAGAGGAUUUAUUUGAUUUGUUCGAAGUCGACAUCUCGGUAGGUCUCAACUGUCUUUCGGGCGAUCACAGACCAAAACGCAAGAUUGGAAAAGGAGUAUACAUAGCCGAUCAAAUUCGCACCCGUUGGCGUCACGUGCCUCGUCGUAAUAAACAUACACAGGAAGUUGGAUCCCGUCCGCAGCCACUUCGCCAGAGUUAUUCCAUCCCGGAUGGAUUGGUCAAAAUGAACGAACCGCAUUCGUUGCACAAAUUUGCACAAAAUGAACACUUUUUGGUUCGCCAAUCCAACGAGUCAUUCUCCGGAUUUUCGUCACACGAAGCGUCACCCAGACAUGCCUGUCGUAUACGUUCUUACAGCCUUUCAGUUAAAGAUCCAUAUCUUCAGUCGGAAGGAACCGCUUGGAGCUUUUGGGAUGGUUCUGUGGAAUCAUUUGUAUCGGGAACAGAUUGCAGUGAAAUGAGUCGACUGAUUCGGGAGUAUUCAGUCGAUAGCGAUUGUUCCGAUUUCUCCCUUGACAUACCAUUCAGCGAAAGUUGUAAUUCGAAUACUCUGGAGGUUAUUGAACGAAUCGAACAAGAGAUCAACAGCGUCAAGAACAAUUGUUUAGCCAUGAAUCAUGAGUUAUAUACCCUUCACGACGUCCAUCCAACUGGCAUUGCAAGUGGCGAAUCAGAGAUUGAUCUCUCAAGUAUUACCAUGGAGCUCGCCCCUCUCCAUUUGUCCCAAUCUUCCUUCAAAGGAAUGCUUAACCUAACUUCCAUCCCCGGACGAAAUCAGCGACGUAGCCUCAAAUGCUUCAGAUUUUUCACCUAGUCGCAUGCAACUUGCGCUUAUUUCUGGAAGUGACGAAGACGGAAUCUCAAUGGAAUGGGAUAACCGUGAUCUACAGUCGUCCGUCCCCGACGAAGAAAAUAAAUCCACCGAAGA
Daphnia magna is the source of this 1846-nucleotide messenger RNA. RefSeq names its product ubiquitin thioesterase otulin. Bases 467 to 1732 code for a protein of 421 amino acids. Lineage: Eukaryota; Metazoa; Arthropoda; Branchiopoda; Diplostraca; Daphniidae. The record is from RefSeq and is a predicted model, not a curated record. Gene Ontology annotation, molecular function: cysteine-type deubiquitinase activity. The transcript is spliced from 7 exons. Gene Ontology annotation, biological process: protein linear deubiquitination. Gene Ontology annotation, cellular component: cytoplasm.